AUGCACAAAUUGACCAUAUCAAUUUCACACAUUGAUGAUCCCUAUGUGUUAUUGAUCAUAUUUUCUCACUUGGAUGUCAGCACACUUUUUAAAUCGUGUUCGCUUGUAUGCAAUUAUUGGAAUUCAACUUUCUUUUCAUCAACUUCAUCAUUUCAUCAUGCAUUAAUUAAAAUUUGUUAUUUAAAUUCGACAAGUGGAAGAUUAAACUUGAAUGAACAAUAUAGAGAAUUAUUCGGGUCCGACGAUUCAAUUUAUUCUCAAUUUGAUGAAAUUAAAUUGGAUUUUAUUCGUGAUGAUUCUAAAAAUGGAAAUUUAUUUCAUCAACUUUUAAAAAAGGAAUGUAAAAAGAAAAAUAAUAGAAAAAGAAAAUUAAUUACACUCAAUAAGGAAUGUGAGUUUAUUCCUUAUCAAAGAGAGGCAAUGGGAUCAAUUAAGCAAUUUUAUAUUUCCAAUAAGUUGAAUUUCAAAUUAGAUUCGAAUAAUUUUAUUAAUCAAACAUCUGUUCAAUUUGCUGUUUAUUAUCCUUUCAUGGUUUGUGUAGAUAAUACAAAGAAUGUAAUGACAUUAGUGUCGCUUGUGAGUGGAAUUGAAUUUUGUAAACAUGUUUUUGAAUCUAAAAUUGUAGUUGACCAAUUACAAUUUAAAUUUCAUUCACAAAUGCAACAAUAUUACAAAUCCAAAUUAAGAAUAGAUUCUACCAGUGAAUGCUAUAUUUAUUCACUCUAUUUACUUGGUAAAUUACCUAAUAAUGAUGGAAUUGUAAAGAAAUUUCUAUUCAUUGAUAACUUGAAAGAUGACAUACAGUGUUUUGAAGAUUGCACCUAUUUACAAGAUCCUUUACCACUAUGGCUCUCUCAUUAUAUAACAGCUUGUGAUUGGGAUUGCAACACUUUGGAUGUCUUGCUUUUCAAUACUAGAGAUUAUGUUUCAUUAUUACUUGAAGAUAAUUAUCGUAUUUCAUUUGUUUUUGAUGGAAAUGUCAAUAAUAACAACAUUCCAAAGAAUGGAAAUUAUCCAAUAAUUCCAAUUCAUUUCAAUAAUUGGAAAAUUGGUAGUAGAGUGAUUGCAGCAAACAUUACAAAUAUUACAAAACCAUUAAUGAAAGAAGGUCUAGCACUGAUUGAUUCUGAAAAGUAUUGCAACUUUUCAAUCUAUGAAUUGAAAUUGUGUUAUGAAAAUAUGGAUCCAGGUUUUGAGUGUAAAUUAUUUAUUGAUACUUUCUAUGUUUUAAUAGCAAAGAAGAAUGAGGAAUUUAUUACAAAUAAUAAUCCCUACUCGAUCAUGUGGAAAGUUUCUAAAAGAAUUGGAUAUGAUGGCAUGUUGGAAAUUGAUGUGAGAAGAAUUAGUAAUCCAUGUUCAACCUAUUUUGUAACAAUUGGUGAAUUACAAAAUAAGGUUACUUUUAUGGAUCAAGGAAGGAAGUUUAAACUCUCAACAAGUUUCUACUAUUACAAUUAUUUAAAUGGACUUAUUAAUUAUAUUGAUGAUUUGAGUGCAACAGAUUACUGGGAAUAUUUAAGCUUUACAAAUGUUUUCGAUUCGUGGAGAUACUCAGAUAUCGAUUGGUCAAUCAAGUAUUUUUUAGAAGAUACCCUUAAAGAUAAUAUUAAGGAAAAGAUUGGAAACAAAACACAAGUUAUUGGAAACGUUGAGGAUUAUUUUUAUAUAGUGGUCCAAAACCAGAAGAAAGGACACUAUGUUUAUUCCAUGUGCAUGGUAAACUAUAACAAAUUUAAAACAGAUAGGAUUACGAACAAUCGCAUGUGUACACAUUAA
Naegleria gruberi is the source of this 1776-nucleotide messenger RNA. RefSeq lists its product as uncharacterized. The transcript has a single exon. Gene Ontology annotation, molecular function: protein binding. The record is from RefSeq and is a predicted model, not a curated record. Bases 1 to 1776 code for a protein of 591 amino acids. Lineage: Eukaryota; Heterolobosea; Eutetramitea; Acrasida; Naegleriidae.